AUGGCUGGUGACGAAGACCAAAAGCUUCUUGAACAGAACAAGAGCUCAAACUCUUUCAAGACCUCAGAACCAUGGGAGAACUCCAAUCAUCCAUUUUUUCUCCAUCACUCAGAUCAACCAAGCGUUGUCCUCGUUUCACAAUCGCUGAUGGAAGACAAUUACACAACAUGGGUACAGUCAAUGAGCAUGGCACUUACUAUAAAAAACAAGAAGGGAUUUGUAGAUGGAACUCUCAAGAGACCGACUCAUAAUCCUGAUGAGCAACAACAAUGGGACCGCUGUGACAUUCUUGUGAAAACCUGGCUGCUGGGAGUAAUAUCGAAAGAUAUCUCAGGCAGUGUCAUUCAUUGCAAGGACACAAGAGGUAUAUGGCUAGAACUGAAAGAGAGAUUUUCUCAAACUAACACUGUUUCAUUGUUCUAUAUAGAAAAUGCCAUUCAUGAUUGUGAACAAAGUACAAACUCAGUCACGUCUUUUUUCACGAAACUCAAAAGCCUGUGGGAUGAGAAGGAUGCCCUCUGUGCGUUCCCCCCUUGCAAUUGUGAGGCAGCUACCGUGGUUAAGGUUUUCAUGGAGACACAAAAGACCAUGAAGUUCUUGAUGGGGCUUAAUGAAAGCUAA
Molecule: messenger RNA, 621 nt
Organism: Populus trichocarpa (black cottonwood)
Lineage: Eukaryota; Viridiplantae; Streptophyta; Magnoliopsida; Malpighiales; Salicaceae
Exons: 1
Coding region: 1-621 (206 amino acids)
Source: RefSeq, a predicted model, not a curated record